Messenger RNA from Ctenocephalides felis (cat flea), 1134 nucleotides. Its product is annotated as arrestin homolog. Lineage: Eukaryota; Metazoa; Arthropoda; Insecta; Siphonaptera; Pulicidae. The record is from RefSeq and is a predicted model, not a curated record. Gene Ontology annotation, molecular function: G protein-coupled receptor binding. Gene Ontology annotation, biological process: G protein-coupled receptor internalization; signal transduction. Gene Ontology annotation, cellular component: cytoplasm.
AUGGCGAAUUUUCGAGUUUUCAAAAAGUCUUCGCCCAAUUCCAAAGUCACCCUUUAUAUGGGCAAGAGGGAUUUUGUCGAUAAUAUUUCUUUUGUAGAACCUGUCGAUGGUGUAGUCGUUUUGAGUGAUGACUACAUCAGGGACCGAAAAGUCUUCGGCCAGGUAAUAUGCAGUUUUCGUUAUGGUCGCGAAGAGGACGAAGUCAUGGGUUUAAAUUUCCAGAAGGAACUCAUAUUGACCUCACAGCAGAUCAACCCAAUUUCGGAAAAACAUGAUACAACGAAAAUGCAGGAGCGCCUUCUAAAAAAACUAGGCCCAAACGCAGUGCCCUUUACUCUACAGAUACCAACGGGUGCUCCUGCUUCGAUCACCCUUCAGCCUGCUCCAGGGGAUACGGGAGCACCCUGUGGUGUACAUUAUUAUGUGAAAAUAUUUGCUGGGGAAAGUGACACUGACAGGGCACACCGCAGAAAUACUGUAACUCUAAACAUUCGCAAAGUCCAAUUCGCUCCUUCCAAAAAAGGGCAACAGCCUUGCACAGUAGUUCGCAAAGACUUUAUGCUAAGUCCAGGAGAAUUGGAGCUGGAAGUCUCAUUGGAUAAACAGUUAUAUCACCAUGGUGAAAAAAUAGUGGUAAGUAUAUGCAUUCGUAAUAACACUAAUAAAGUGGUGAAGAAGAUCAAGGCGUCUGUUCAACAAGGGGUUGAUGUCGUUUUGUUCCAAAAUGGAAUGUACAGGACUCCUGUUGCGAGCAUGGAGACACAGGAAGGUUGUCCGAUACAACCAGGAUCAAGCCUACAAAAAAUAAUCUAUCUCCAACCGACAUUGGAAUCAAAUAAGGAACGUCGAGGAAUCGCCUUGGAUGGCCAAUUGAAGAAACAGGACACCAAUUUGGCAUCAACGACAUUGUUGAAUUCGUUAGAAGACCGCGACGCCUUUGGCAUAAUCGUUUCUUAUACUGUAAAAGUUAAAUUGUUCAUGGGGGCUCUUGCAGGUGAACUUGUGGCUGAAUUGCCAUUCACGCUGAUGCACCCCCAGCCUCAGAAGAAUAAGUUCAUUCGUGCAGACAGUCAAGCAGAAGUGGAACUUUUUCGCCAAGACACAAUUGACCAGGAUGGCAAAGAUCCGAUGUAA